AGCACAGUAGUAAAUCGCAUCGUCUUGGCCUCCGCAGUUUCACUAAGCUUCUUUCCUGGCCGUGCUCGUGCCGUCACUCCCGCGUUGAUUAGGGAGAAGGUUGUUUUCACAUCAUCUAUCUCAGCACAUCCGCCGUUUCAUCGUCCCGCCUAUCUAAUUGCUACUCCACCCUUUGCGCCUAUUGCCAGUCGACCAAAUCUCCGGCUCCCUGCCUCCUGCCCCUCGAUGACUGGGUGCGUGAGUGCCUUACUACAGGUAGGCGUGAAUAUAAAGCUUGAGCGUGCCCCAGUUCAGCCCUGUUCUGUAGGAAGCCUUUCCCAGUCUUCUCGCCGUUUCUGAAUUCAUAUCUCCACGAGUAUUGAGUACUCGAGCCACAUUCGUUCCACCCCACCACCAACCACCAACCACGAUGCCCUCGUUCAAGCAAACGGCAGCCAUGCUCGCCCUGGCGGCGACCGGCAGUGCCAUGCCCACGUUCUCGUCCCUCGCCGCGCGCGCCGCAGAACAGGGCCCCGCGAACCUGUGCGGCAUGCCCAACGAGUCGCUGAUCCUGACUGGCACGCCCUGGAUUGUCUUCAACAUGAUGUACAACAGCGGCCAGAUCGUCGGCAGCGCCUGCACGGGCUACACUGGCACCGAAACCGGCAAGGACGGCAACCUCAAGGUCAACUGGAACAGCACUUGGGCCAUCGACUACGUCAAGGCUACCGAUAAUGUCCCCAAGGGCUACUCGUUUGUCGGCUUGACCCAGAACUUGGAGAACAAGAUCUCGGAUAUUAAGUCCAUCCCUACGACUUAUGAUUGGACCCGUACCAACACCACCGCGUACAAGGGCAAUAUUGUCUACGACUUCAUGACCAACGACAAGAAGGGCGACAGCACCAGCUCAGACAGCCAGGAGUUAAUGCUUUGGAUCAAUUGGGCAGGAGGUCAACUCCCCAUCGGCUGGGCCGCGGGCCCCGUCGCCACGAUCACGAACCUGUACGGCACGUCAUGGAAGUUGUACCAAGGCAAGAACGACGACACAGGCAUCACGGUGAGCACCAUGAUGCCCGACACGCAGUUCGAAGGCUCCUUCUCCGGCGACAUCAAGGACUGGCUGCUCGCGCUCGUCAAGCAGGGCGUCUUCACCGAGAACACGUACGUGAACGUGGGCAACGCAGGCGGCGAGCCCAUGUACGGGCAUGUGGAUACGACGGCGACGUUGGGCCUGCAGAUUAAUCUGAACUAAGAACCCGGUUGGCGUGGGCGUGGGUGGGUGCGGAAGGGGUUGACGGAGUGGCGAUACGGUUCUGGAGACGAGGCUUUUAGGCCGUGGUUUUGUUUUGUAGGAUGGGUUUAUGUGCUGGGAUGAGUAACAAGGCCCUCUUCGUCACGAGCUGCUGGCUGGCUGGCCAGCGAGACGGCUACACACGCAAGCAGGCCCUACGCACCUCUCCUUGUCUAGCCAAAACCCUAGCCCCUAGAUACAGAUGCGAAAGUCUCCAACCGCACGCGCACUACAAACAAUCGUAACG
Messenger RNA from Aplosporella prunicola CBS 121167, 1517 nucleotides. Its product is annotated as glycoside hydrolase family 12 protein. Gene Ontology annotation, biological process: polysaccharide catabolic process. Gene Ontology annotation, molecular function: cellulase activity. The record is from RefSeq and is a predicted model, not a curated record. The transcript has 3 exons. NCBI's taxonomy places the organism in Eukaryota, Fungi, Ascomycota, Dothideomycetes, Botryosphaeriales, Aplosporellaceae. Bases 410 to 1231 code for a protein of 273 amino acids.